Theileria orientalis strain Shintoku is the source of this 2256-nucleotide messenger RNA. RefSeq lists its product as uncharacterized. Gene Ontology annotation, biological process: phosphate ion transmembrane transport. Lineage: Eukaryota; Apicomplexa; Aconoidasida; Piroplasmida; Theileriidae. The transcript has a single exon. Gene Ontology annotation, molecular function: phosphate transmembrane transporter activity. The record is from RefSeq and is a predicted model, not a curated record. Gene Ontology annotation, cellular component: membrane. The coding region runs from base 1 to 2256 and encodes 751 amino acids.
AUGGAGGCGGCUGAACCUCAGUUGAUAUGGAUCGUCAUCGUGUGUGGGAUCGUCUCCACGAUCCUGGCGAUGUCGAUAGGCGCCAACGACGUCGCUAACGCGUUCUCGACAUCGAUCGGCAGCGGAGCCCUGAACCUUCCUGGCGCAAUCACCAUCGCCUUCGUCUUCGAGGUGCUGGGAUCCAUCGUCCUCGGAGGAAGAGUCACGGAUUCAAUCCGCAACAGAGUUUUAAAUUUUGACGCCUUUUCGGACCGCCCGUUCGACCUAGCGCUGGGGAUGCUGUGCUCCUCGAUAGGCGCAACGUCCUGGCUGAUCCUGGCGACCCUGUUCGGCAUUCCAGUCUCAACCACCCACGGAGUCAUUGGCGCCUUAGCGGGGUUCGGCCUCGCGUCAGGCCGCACAAACGGCGUGAGGUGGUCCCAGUUCAUGUUCAUAGUGGCGUCCUGGUUCGCGGUCCCGAUCAUCUCCAUAUUCGCCACCCCGUUUCUCUACAUUCUGUUGCAGGAGCUGGUGCUCAGGAGGGAGAACUCGUACAGACUCAUGAAGAACUUCCACUGGGUCUUCCUGGCGCUGUUCUCAAUCCCGCUUUCCAUUUUCAUCGCAUUCGAAAACUCCUUUCUAAAAACGGGAAAGGGGGCACUGGCAGAUUUAUAUAGAAGAUGGUUCUACGAGUCGCACUGGCACAAGGCGUUAUCGGUGUUUGUGAUAGUAAUGACGUUUCUGGUAAUAUCCAGCAUUGUAACAUACACGAUUUGUCACUUCAGAAUCAGGGCGGGGUGGUCCUUUCUGAAGCCGCGUGAAGUCCAUCCCAUUUUUGCCAGGAAGAACAAAAAGAAGGCUCCGCUGGUCGUCGAACGCGUAGAAGAGCCCGUAAUUGCUGCUGAACAAGCUGAGGUUUACGAGGACGUGAGCAAGGAGAACUCAGACCUCCUGGUAACCAAUCUAAAUUCUCUGAACACCGAGUUGAAUAAGGCUGAAGACCCAAUGGAGUUCCCUGUGAACGGCGAACGCCCUCGGUCCCUGGACAUGAACAUCGUGGACGAUCACGUGGACGUAAACGACAAGAGCUUCUCCAAAUCCGUGAUCGACGUGCUCCUGGGCUCAGUGGGAUUUCCGCAGAGCCCUAGGGGCUCAAGGGCGCCCUCUGACAUUUCCAACGGCUCAAUCAACUACGACGAUGACUCGGGUCUGGAAUCUGGCUUGCCGCCUGAGUCAAAGGUGAGCAGCUUCUUCAGCAACAUGAAGGGGUCCUAUGGCCUGUCCAUGCCCAAGUUCCCAAAAAUUACCACGAUCAGCGGCUCAAGCGUUAAUCCAGCCAAUAGCUCCUCUGACGUCUCUAAAUCUAGUGCUCGCCUCAAGAGCGGCAAGUCUGAAAAGAAGGCGAAUAGACGCCCUAGGGUCACCGCCUUGUACAGUGGGUUUAAAAGCUUGCAUCCUGAUCGACGAAAGUCGAUGAACGACACGCAAACAAUCUUCUCUGCCAUGCAGGUCGUCGGCGCCACCAUUUCCAUCGUGUCGCGCUCUGCCAACUACACAGCCAAUGCAGUCUCGACGUUUGCCACCGUCUACUUCCUCUACCUGUACGGAGUAGAGCAAACGCCCGAGAACACACCCUGGUACAUCCUGCUCGCCGGCGGCGUUGCCAUGGCCUUCGGCCUGGCACUCUUCGGCUACAAGGUAAUUAAGACCGUAGGGCUCAAAAUUACUCGUGUCACGCCCUCCAGGGCCUACACCAUAGACUCCACCGCGGGCGGGAUCGUGCUCAUUUUCUCUCAGCUAGGCAUCCCAGUUAGCUCCACUCACGUCACUGUCUCCGCUAUACUGGGCAUGGGAAUGAUUCAGCACGUCCCUCCCUUUUUCAACCCGCACAUCAAGCACUCUAGGGACUCUGGCCACGACGCCGGCAACCUGGAGGGCGGCAACGGCAGCGGCGACGAGAACGCGCCUAUCCUGAGUCCAGACUCCAGUCACUACUCCUCCCGCGAUAAGAGCUGUCCCGACAGCCCUCUGGCUGAAAUUACUUUCGACACCACCGUUCACCGGAACCUCGACUCGAUGGAGACUCAGAAGGACGACUACAUGAACAUCAAGUCCUAUUCCUUUCGAAACCGGUUCACAUUGGAGUAUGUCAACCUGAAGCUGUACAAGAAGAUCUUCCUUUCCUGGAUCAUCACCAUAUUCUCAAGCGGGUUCGUCACAGCGGUGUUUUUCAUCAUCGGGAAGGCCAUCAACGACAUUUACUUCACUUCCGACUAA